This is a messenger RNA of Doryrhamphus excisus (bluestripe pipefish), 910 nucleotides long. It is a transcript of the gene ndufv2, whose product is annotated as NADH:ubiquinone oxidoreductase core subunit V2. Gene Ontology annotation, molecular function: NADH dehydrogenase activity. The record is from RefSeq and is a predicted model, not a curated record. Gene Ontology annotation, cellular component: respiratory chain complex I. Gene Ontology annotation, biological process: mitochondrial electron transport, NADH to ubiquinone. NCBI's taxonomy places the organism in Eukaryota, Metazoa, Chordata, Actinopteri, Syngnathiformes, Syngnathidae.
UUCCUUGCUGACGUCACCAGUCAGUCAGACGUAGAUAAUCGAGAGUCGAGUGGCUCAUGUUGUUAGCUGCGGUUGUCCUCUCCAUUUGUUGACGAGCCGGGGACCAAACUUCUACCCUCGGGAUGUUUUUCUCCACACUUGCUCGGUCUGCGGUGUCGCGGAUGGUGAGGGGUCUCCAUCAGUCUGCUACACGUACCGGAGCUGGUGGCAUCUUUGUGCACCGAGACACAGCCAGCAACAACCCUGACACGCCCUUUGAGUUCACAGAGGAGAACAAAAAGAGAAUCGAAGCCAUCAUUUCAAUGUACCCCGUGGGCCACAAGCAAGCGGCGACCAUCCCCGUGUUGGACCUAGCCCAGAGACAACACGGAUGGCUUCCCAUCUCCGUCAUGAACAAGGUCGCCGAGGUGCUGGAGAUCGCUCCCAUGAGGGUGUACGAGGUGGCCACCUUUUACACCAUGUUUCUGCGCCAGCCUGUGGGGAAGUACUUCAUUCAGAUUUGCACCACCACGCCGUGCAUGCUCUGCAACUCCGACAGCAUCCUGGAGGCCAUCCAAAAGAAACUGGGCAUCAAAGCUGGAGAGACAACUUCAGACAAGAUGUUCACGCUCAUAGAAGUGGAAUGCCUCGGUGCCUGCGUGAACGCGCCAAUGGUGCAGAUCAACGACAACUACUAUGAGGACCUCACCCCAGCGGAUAUAGAGCACAUCAUAGAUGAGCUUCAAGCCGGCAGAGUCCCACCACCGGGGCCAAGGAGUGGCCGUUUCUCCUGCGAGCCUGCAGGUGGACUGACCUCCCUGACAGAACCUCCUAAAGGACCCGGUUUUGGUGUGAGACCUGACCUGUAAAUGCACAAAUCCUGAUCAUGUGUAAAUAAACGACUGUACUGCAAUCAUCACACUCCGAGUGU